Molecule: messenger RNA, 1124 nt
Organism: Purpureocillium takamizusanense
Lineage: Eukaryota; Fungi; Ascomycota; Sordariomycetes; Hypocreales; Ophiocordycipitaceae
Exons: 1
Coding region: 108-1124 (338 amino acids)
Molecular function (GO): hydrolase activity
Source: RefSeq, a predicted model, not a curated record
UUUGGCCGCAAUGCACCUUGCCUUCCGGCGGCACCGCUGAUGCGCCCGCGACAACCUCCUUCGUCUUCACGCUGCGAACCGCCGCCUGUCUGCACGCUUCAUGCUUCAUGCUUCAUGCUUCACAGCACGACAUGGAGUCCGGCGGCGCACAAUGCGGCAGUGGCCUCAUCGCCUCCGACAUCAAGUCAUCCAUCGUGCUACCCCGUCGCCGCAUCAAAGCCAUCGCCACCUGGCUGCUCAACCACCACCCCAUCCACGGCCGCCCCGUCGUCGCCCGAGCGCCGCCUCCGUCGUACGCCGUCAUCCGCGUCGUCUGCAUUUCCGACACGCACAACGCGCAGCCGGACCUGCCCCCCGGCGACAUCCUCGUCCACGCGGGCGACCUCACCGAGAACGGCUCCUUCGCCGAGCUCGACGCGCAGCUCGCCUGGCUCGCCGCCCAGCCUCACCCCCACAAGCUCGUCGUCGCCGGCAACCACGACGUCCUCCUCGACGACGCGUUCCUCGCCCGGCACCCCGCCCGCCGCUACGGCGAUGCGCGUACCAAGGCCGACCUCCCGCUGGGUCCGCCUCUGACCUACCUGCAGGACUCUUCCGCGCGGGUCGGCGUUGUCGACCGCCCCGGUGCUGAGAAGGCGCUCCUCGUAUACGGCAGCCCCUGGACGCCGGCGUACGGUGUUUCCGCCUUUCAAUACGCUCGCCAUGAAGACCCCUGGAAUGGUGCCGUUCCGGACGGAGUCGACGUGCUGCUCACCCAUGGGCCGCCCCGGGGACACCUCGACCGUCGUGACUUUCACGACGCUGGUUGCAGCUACCUUGCCGCCGAGGUGUUUCGCCUGCGGCCGCGUCUUCACGUCUUUGGUCACAUCCACGCCGCGCGCGGUAGGGAAGACUUGGUACUCGAUCGCGCCAGGAGAAUACAUGACGAGGUCUAUGCCGGCUGGGCAGGCUGGCCCUCUGUGCUUUUACUGGCGGUAGAUGUGCUGCUCGCAAACAUGCAAUGUCUGCUCCUGGGCAGGGAGCGAAUGCUAGCAAGACAACGCGUGACAACAUUCGUCAAUGCCGCCACCGUGGGCGGACCACACAACGACAUCGUCAACGAAGCCAUCGUAGUAGAGCUUUGA